AUGGCGCCAGGAACCGCCAAACCGCCCCGAAACAACACGAAGGCCAAAAAAGGACCGCGUCGGAUGGACGUCAAGGAAGCGACGGAUUUUGUGCUCGGUAAGCCACUCCCGAAGCUCCAGCGAAUUGAUUCUGAUUAUUAACUAUUUCAGCCGGCGACCCGAUCCUAAAACUCGAGUUCAAUGGCCUGCCGACCCUGAGAGUGAGCGAUCUAAGCAGUGUGUGGAUCAAGGGAAUGAGAGAGACUCUCAAUAAUGAAUCAUCCGAUGAGGACAACCGCGAGGUGGUUCAGUUCGUUUCCGCGAGAAAGACCCCGGUCAGACCGUCAUUGGAAGAGAGAAAGGCCGAACGGAAGAAGAGAGAAUUGAACGCCAAGAAGACGGAGGCGCCGCAGCCAGUGACCACAGAAGUGUCGGUGCCUGAGGUGCCAAAGGAUCCAGAGGUUCCAGAGGUGCCGACGGUGCCUGAAGGGGAAAAGGCAGAAGAGCCGGUGGAGCCAGAGCAAUUUCCAGCGACGGAAGAAGAAGAAGAAGAAGAAGAGAAAACUGAGGAGCCGCGUGAGCUUCCCGAAGGAACGAGAUACAUGACCAACGAGGAAGCCGAUCACUUCCUGCUGCAAGGUGAGUACUCGGAGAGACUGUUCAGUUGAUAAUGUUCGGAAUCGUUUAGGAAAGCGCGGAGUCAUUUUCAUGGUUGACAUUGAGAUGCAGACUUACAAAGAUCUGAAGAAAGACAAGUUCAUGAAGCGAUGGGAAGCGUACUUGAGCAGAGAAAGAUCAACGGGAGCUGGAAAGGCAAAGAAUCAGACGGCCGAAACCUCGGAGACCGAAAUGGAGGAGCCGGAAGAGCAAGGGACCAGCAGAGGACAGAAGAGAAAGGCCACGGAGACUCGUGAGUUGGACAGAAUAGAAGGACAGUGUCAAAUGAAUCCGUUUCAGCGUCGUCGUCGUUGUCGUCGUCGUCCGCUUCGUACAAACUACGCAACAAGGGAAGAACCUCGGCCAAGAUGGGCAAGUUCGACUAG
This is a messenger RNA of Caenorhabditis sp. 36 PRJEB53466, 1022 nucleotides long. The record is from the annotation of a GenBank genome assembly. Lineage: Eukaryota; Metazoa; Nematoda; Chromadorea; Rhabditida; Rhabditidae.